Morus notabilis is the source of this 1232-nucleotide messenger RNA. Its product is annotated as peroxisomal membrane protein 11C. Lineage: Eukaryota; Viridiplantae; Streptophyta; Magnoliopsida; Rosales; Moraceae. The transcript has 9 exons. Gene Ontology annotation, biological process: peroxisome fission; regulation of peroxisome size. Gene Ontology annotation, cellular component: peroxisomal membrane. The coding region runs from base 192 to 899 and encodes 235 amino acids. The record is from RefSeq and is a predicted model, not a curated record.
GCCCUUAUCAUCGGUCUAUCAAGCGUGUAAGGAAGAAAAAAGACGAGCAGAGCUGAGCUCAGCCUUCCUAUCUCUAAGCUGAAAGAGUUAGCGGCUUUCGAGGCCCAUUUCGUUUGGCACUCCUUUCGUGCUUUUAGGGUUUGCCCAGUACAAGGAUCUCUUUCGCUGCUUUAGCAGGUUCGACAUAAAAGAUGAGUACAUUGGACACAACUAGAGCAGAACUCGCUCUUGUAGUGUUGUAUCUGAACAAGGCUGAAGCCAGGGAUAAGAUAUGCAGAGCAAUACAAUAUGGUUCAAAAUUUUUGAGUAAUGGAGAACCUGGGACGGCCCAAAAUGUUGACAAAUCAACUAGCUUGGCAAGAAAAGUUUUCCGUCUUUUUAAGUUUGUCAAUGAUCUGCAUGCUCUUAUUAGUCCAACUCCUCAAGGAACUCCUCUUCCGCUUGUUCUGCUGGGAAAGUCCAAAAACGCAUUGCUGUCAACUUUUCUAUUUCUUGAUCAAAUUGUCUGGCUUGGCAGAACAGGAAUCUAUAAGAACAAAGAACGGGCUGAGUUAAUUGGCCGGAUAUCUCUUUUCUGCUGGAUGGGAUCGUCGGUUUGCACCACUUUGGUUGAGGUUGGGGAGCUUGGAAGGCUUUCCGCAUCAAUGAAGAAGUUGGAGAAGGAUCUCAAAAACACUGAUAAAUACCAAAAUGAGCAGUACCGUGCUAAACUAAAAAAAUCAAACGAGAGGACACUGGCCCUGAUCAAAGCAUCCGUGGAUAUAGUGGUAGCCGUUGGACUGCUUCAGUUGGCACCAAAGAAAGUUACCCCUCGUGUUACCGGAGCAUUUGGGUUUGUUUCCUCUCUCAUCUCGUGUUAUCAGUUGCUUCCGUCGCCACCAAAGUCCAAGUCAGCAUGAAGAUAAGUCUGUUAUGCUCUGCAAGCUUCAAUGUCUUCUAAUAAUUAUUUAGGGUUAUGAUACAAAUCCUUGGCAAUGGAAGCCUUUAAAUAACUAGUUGUAAAAUGCUUUUCUUUAUCUUGGGCCUUCCAUACUGCUUUGUUACAAUAGCAAUAAUAUAAUGUUGUUUCCUUCAUAUUUAGUUUUUAGGUGGAAGCAAAAUACUUGAUAGGUGGUUCUAUAUGGGAAAGUUACCCAUUCCGAUUUGGCAACACUUUUUGCACUGAAUUUAAUCCCUGGGUUUAUUUUGUCUCUCGGAAUAAUUUAUGGGUUACGGUUGAUACUUUUCUAUUA